GCGGGUCGCUGCCUGGGGCCAUGAAAGCCCUGCGGAAGUUCCUGGGUGGGCACCCUGGAGCCCCCCCGGGGUUCGUUGUCCUUGGGAAGGGCGCCGGGUCCUGUGAAGGAGGUCUCAAGGCUAUUUCCUACGAGGACAUGAAGCAGUUGGUCACAGGAGGAAGGGCUUGGAUUUUUGACGUGCGGUCUCCUGGUGAAGUAGCCAACGGCCGCAUUGCCAACGCCGUUCAUAUUCCAGUGGCGGAAGUGGAGCAGGCCUUCAGGAUGGACCCAGAGGCGUUUAAAAUGAAGUACGGCGUGGCCAAGCCCCAAACGGGUGAAGAGAACUUGGUUUUCUACUGUCAGUUGGGCCUCCGUGGGGCCCGGGCCACCGAAAAAGCGAUCUCCCUCGGCUAUGCCAAGGCUCGCAAUUAUGCUGGAGGCUACAAGGAGUGGUCAGAAAAAGGAGGGAAGUGAAGCAUGGCAGGGGACCCAGAUUAUGAGCCCUGAGUCUCUGGGAAGGCUUGUCCCACCCUGAAGACGGGUCUGUCGCUUUGCUUCCUUUUCAGUUUUCUUCCCACACCCCAAAGUGGGAUGCUGAUACUUCCGUUGGCCCUCGUGGCUGAGCUGCAAAGACUCCUUAGAGCUGGGGGUCGUCUGCACUGGUUCUGUUCCCACCUGCUCCUUUCCCCAAAACCCAAAGUGAAUGUUUUCAGGACAAGGCAUCCUUGCUGCCACGCACCCUCCGUGGGCUGCAGUCGCUGGGACACCGCAUCGAUUGCGCCUUUUAGUUUUCUUAUUUAUUCACAGUUUGUGAACCACCCAGAGAGCUUCGGCUAUUGGGCGGUAUAGAAAUGCAAUAAAUAAAUAAAUGAAGAUCUGAACAG
This is a messenger RNA of Elgaria multicarinata webbii, 865 nucleotides long. It is a transcript of the gene TSTD1, whose product is annotated as thiosulfate sulfurtransferase like domain containing 1. Gene Ontology annotation, cellular component: cytoplasm. The transcript is spliced from 4 exons. Bases 21 to 455 code for a protein of 144 amino acids. NCBI's taxonomy places the organism in Eukaryota, Metazoa, Chordata, Lepidosauria, Squamata, Anguidae. The record is from RefSeq and is a predicted model, not a curated record. Gene Ontology annotation, molecular function: thiosulfate-thiol sulfurtransferase activity.